AUGGGACGCUCUGGAUGGGACGCUCUGGAUGAGACGCCCUGGUUGAGACGCCCUGGAAGAGACGCCCUGGAUGGGACGCUCUGGAUGGGACGCUCUGGAUGGGACGCUCUGGAUGGGACGUUCUGGAUGGGACGCCCUGGAAGAGACGCCCUGGAUGGGACGCUCUGGAUGGGACGCUCUGGAUGGGACGCUCUGGAUGGGACGUUCUGGAUGGGACGCUCUGGAUGGGACGCCCUGGAUGGGACGCUCUGGAUGGGACGCCCUGGAUGGGACGCUCUGGAUGGGACGCCCUGGAUGGGACGCUCUGGAUGGGACGCCCUGGAUGGGACGCUCUGGAUGGGACUGUCAGGGCUGCUCCUCCAGCAGCCCCUCCCUCCCCUGCUUCUCCUGGAGCCGCCUCCCAGAGCAGUACGAACUGGCCAAAGAAUGAACCCAGCAGACCACAUCAACCAGACCCUUUCUGCCCAGAUGUCUCUGUUGGAGCAACAUGACAAUACGCUCAAGGCCCUCAUGGAACACAUGAAGGAGUUUUCUAUCAGCCUGGCAAGCCUGAGGACUCAAGUAAUCAACACAACGGCCACUGAUAAUAUUUCUGCUCCUUCUGCUGCCCCAUCGCUAGUCCUGCCUCCUCCUACCAGAGAUGUUUUUGUUCCUCCACCGGCACCGUACCACGGCGACCUGGGGUCAUACCUCCGUUCCGCACCGCCUGACCCCAGCCCAGCACCGCCUGACCCCAGCUCUGCACCCAGCCCUGCCCCGCCUGGUCCCAGCCCCAUUCCCGGCUCUCCUGUGUUUUGA
Knipowitschia caucasica is the source of this 798-nucleotide messenger RNA. The record is from the annotation of a GenBank genome assembly. NCBI's taxonomy places the organism in Eukaryota, Metazoa, Chordata, Actinopteri, Gobiiformes, Gobiidae.